UUGGCUGCUGCACUUUUCCUCCGCCCCUAUCCCGGGCAUUGAGCGGCAGCAGCGGGGAACGCCGCUCUAAGUCCCCACGCUGGAGCUGAGGCUCGGCUCAGCGCGGAUAAGGGCGCGGAGCGCACUGAGAACCCUACUUUCUCGUGAGCCCGAGCCCAGCAAAUGGGCGAAUGACAAAGGAGAGCAAGGACAUGGACUGCUAUCUGCGUCGCCUCAAACAGGAGCUGAUGUCCAUGAAGGAGGUGGGGGAUGGCUUGCAGGAUCAGAUGAACUGCAUGAUGGGCGCACUUCAGGAACUGAAGCUCCUACAAGUGCAGACGGCAUUGGAACAGCUGGAGAUCUCGGGAGGCACGCCCACCUUCAGCUGCCCUGAGAGCUCACAGGAACAGCCUGAGUGCCCUCGCUGGCAGGGUAGUGGAGGGCCUGCUGGGCCUGCUGCCUGGACCUCCUCCAGCCAACCAUCUUUUGACAGUAGCCCCAAGUUGCCAUGCCGUAGGAGUGUCUGUGGGAAGGAGCUGGCUGUCCUUCCUAAAACCCAGCUGCCGGAGGAGCACCAGAGCUGUACCCAACAGGGGACAGAGUGGGUGGAGCCAGAUGACUGGACCUCCACGUUGAUGUCACGGGGCAGAAAUCGGCAGCCUCUGGUGUUGGGGGACAAUGUUUUUGCAGACCUGGUGGGUAACUGGCUAGAUUUACCAGAACUGGAAAAGGGCGGGGAAAAGGGUGAGACUGGGGGAUCCAUUGAACCCAAAGGAGAAAAAGGCCAGUCCAGAGAGCUGGGUCGUAAGUUUGCCCUAACCGCAAACAUUUUUAGGAAGUUCUUGCGUAGCGUGCGGCCCGACAGAGACCGGCUGCUCAAGGAGAAGCCUGGCUGGAUGACUCCCAUGGUCUCUGAGUCACGAGCAGGACGCUCGAAGAAAGUCAAGAAGAGGAGCCUUUCUAAGGGCUCAGGACGGUUCCCUUUCUCAAGCACAGGAGAGCCCAGACAUAUUGAAACCCCCGCCACAAGCAGCCCCAAGGCCUUAGAACCCUCCUGUAGGGGCUUUGACAUUAACACAGCUGUUUGGGUCUGAGAGAUGCUCACUGAACCUAAAAUGCAGACUGGUGAGGGCCCUGGGGGAGAGGGAGGGCAGAUGGCAUGGUCUUCAGACCAGAUGCAAGUUCCCAUCCUCAGAAAGAAAGAAAGAGUUCUCAGUCAGGCCUCAGUAGAACCAAGUGGAGAGAGGCUGUCUGUCACAGGUCAGGCUGAGCUGAGUCCCUAGAGAGAAUGUGUGUAUUUGUGUGUGUGUGUGUGUGUGUGUGUGUGUGUGUGUGUGUGAUGGUGGUGGUGGUGGUGGUGUUCUUUGAGGCUGGAUGUGACAAUAAUUGGGAGAGGCAGGAGAGGAGUCCAGGAAGCCUGUGUUACUCCUCCACUACUUCCCAAGACCUCAUUUGAACAUCCUAUAUGGAAAGGGGCAUUGAGCCCUCAGGUUUCCCAGAGGAACUUCCAAUAAAGACCAGUCUCAGGGACCCGCAACCAUUUUAAUGGUCUGCUUCCUGACAAGGCACUGCUACAGGCAAGGGGUUUUCAUUUGUAAAGGGUUGGUAUCACAGACCUUACUAGGACCAAGAUUUUAGCCCAUAGCUGGGUACUGGGGACCCAGAACAAGCAGGUGUGUGUGUGUGUGUGUGUGUGUGUGUGUGUGUGUGUGUGUGUGUGUUGAGGAAGCCUGAGAAGCCCUAGGUCUCCAAAGAGCAGAGGAGAAGCAACGUGCUUUCACGCAGGCACUGUCUCAUGAGUCCAAGUAGGCGUGCCCAACCAGCAUGGUAUUUCAUAAAGCAGCAAGCUCUGAGAACACACUCGGCUGCCAGGAGACAAAACAGGGCAGGCCGAUCUCAUGGUUAUAAAUGGACCCUAGAGUCACACACGGCCUGGUCCAGCAGUGAGAGCCCAUCCUGACCCCUGUUGCCUGCCAUAAUGCUCCUGCAGGGCAGCAGAUGGUUGGGGUGAACCUAGAAAUAAUACCCAUAUAUUUAGAAAAAUUCUUAGUCUACAUCUCAUAGUCAUGCGGUGAGCUGGACACAUCUAUCCUCAUCAACCUGGAAGUCAACAGGGGACCCGCAGGGUGGGGUUGAUGCCAGGCACUUUAUAUAGUGAGCAGGCAUGCAAGCCUGGGUCCAUAAGGAAUCCAUCUCAGCCCCCACCCCUUAGCCAGGAGAGAACAAAGUAGGCCCCUGUUCAAGCCCAGCUAUCCCGGAGGGUGCCUUAGCUCCUCCCUCACCCCCUCCGGCAGACCUAGCUCAGCUUGAUGGGGUGUGACAACUGCAAUUAGAGGCAAGCCGCCUGCUGCCCCCAGAGCAUUAAGAGCAAAUUGGAGAAGAAAAAUAACAAGAGAAGCUCUUCUGCCUGCAGUCUAGACUCCCAAGGGACUGAGAGGAGGAAGGGAGAGCUUAGGGGACAGGGAUGGGGAGGUAACAGUAAGAUUGGGAAGGGUUGCCCACAAGUUCCCAUCAAGUUAAAUGAGAGAUGGCUUUAUUUAUUUAUUUUUAGAGUGGGGAUUUUUUAAAAAAAUCUGUAGCUUUUUGCUAGGCAAUGUACCUAUCUCAGAACGAUUAAUCAAUGGGGUCAAAGGGUCCUGGCAUGCACGUUGCCCCCAUCAAGCUGCUCAAAAAGGAAAGCAGUUCCCAGCUCAAAUCUGUGGGCAUCAGGCUUAUCUACUUUGGCCUGGUGUUUGUCAGCUGAGCUCACUCUUUCUGGUCAAGCAUGUCCUUGUCCAUCCUGUCUCCGUUGAACUUCUGUCUCUGGUGAAGGAAGAUAACGGUAGCUCCCUCUGAUGGCCGCUGUGAUGUGUGUGAAGAAGGACCAUGUGAAAACCCCACACCCUGACUCCUGAAGGGUGGCACACUCAACAGAUGAUCCAAGAGGACAUGGACUUUGAUGGCAUAGGAAGCCAGGUCACCUCCUCACCAUCCAUGGACAACUCUCUUGGCUUGUGGACCAGUCAUAGUUCACAUCAUUUAAAUCAACUAACAUGUGCUGGAACCAUGGCUCAGUGGUUAAGAGUACUGACUGUGGUUCCAAAGGUCCCAAGUUCAAACCCCAGCAGCCACUUUUACAGCCAUUAAAUCAACUAACAUGACAGACUCCUUGCUUGUCUGGGCACUGUAAUAGAAGGUGAGAACUCAAUGAUAGGAAAGGAACCAGCUGCUGGCCUCCACAUCUACCAAGGCACACAAAGAAAUGCAGUGAACAGAGUCAGGGGACCAAUACAAAACAACUAGGAAGUAAUUUGUGCAUCUAAGAUAAUACAUAUGUGUCAGGCACCUUUGCCUUUAUUUUUCUUAUUUCCUUCCUUCCUUCCUUCCUUCCUUCCUUCCUUCCUUCCUUCCUUCCUUCCUUCCUUUCUUUCUACACCUGGGAAAUGGUUGCUCAUUUUACCCAAAUAGGCUCAGAGAAGUUAACUCUUUCAAGGUCACACAGUACAAAGCUGGGAUUGAAUCAGUUUGUAAUUGACUUCCAAUCUUACAUUCAUGCUACCUGGCAAACUGUCUACAUUUGCUCCACAGCCAGAUCAAGAAUAACAUUUGUCUUCUGAGAUUAUUCAUGUCUCUUCAUGAUUGACAAGUGGCAUGCUAAUUACCCUUUGGAGGAAUUUUGCCUGGGUCUCAGAGUGGCUGAUAUAAUGUCCCAACUACUAGGUCAUGCUUGGUUGAUGAAAGCUUAUGGUGACUCAACCUCAUAUAACUUUUACUUUCCUGUCCAUAUCCUUGGCUCUUGCUGAGACAGUAAUGGAGAGUGUGUCACUGAAGUGAAGAGGUGCAUAGAAAUGCUCUGGCAGUCAUGGGAAGAGAUGGUGAUAAUAGGCAGAGAGAAAUUGACAGCUAAAUUCUGCCCCUUGGGCUCAUUUUAUGGUUAAUUAGGACAAGUAAAUAAGCUGGAAGCUCAUUUAAUACCCUUCCUGGCAUAGAGGCCUGCCCCACAGCUGGCCUAAUUCCUUGGCAGGCCUCUAGUUGGCCUAGGUAUCUUCUCGGAGAUCUACCUGCCUCUCUGCAUCCCUGUCUGUGGUCAGCCUGUAGAUAUUUUCCAACCACAGUAUCUACUGGAAGUGCCUCUCCCUGCUGGGCACGGUUGGUAGAGGCGGCCAGAUCUCUGUUUCCUCUUUCUUCUCUCCUCUAUGCUCUUCUGUAGCCUACCCUCAGGGUGAUCUCUAACCCAAACUAAUCCCGAGGAACAGACACUUGGCUCAGCUCCACCUACUACCUGGCUCACCUGUUCCCAGAAUCUCCAUAGAAGAGGGCACUUUCUUUCUCAAGUUACCCUAACAUUCUCUGCAGGAUAAAAUCAUGAGUCCAGCCUGUCUGUGGAACUGGGGCCUGUCUGCAGCUUCCCUGCAGAAGUGUCCAUUCACUUUGGGUGAUCUUCCCGACCAAGAUACUUAGGUGUUUUGGCCAGCACCAGUAUUUCUAUGAAUUCCUGAUCUGGAGUUGAAUAGACAGGAAUCAAGACCUAGGCUUUUCACUGUGUGAACCUGAGCAUGUGGCCUGACCUGCUGGAAGCUCCUCUGCUCUUGUGUGAAGCAGGAAUGCUGUCAGGCACACAGCACAACACACCAGUGGUGGAGAACGCUAAUCCCAACACACAAAUUCCACAGAAAUGGCACUAUCCUCGGGUCUCCUGCCUAACCAUGGACAAAGCUGAGAAUAAACAGUGCUUUACUUUGA
Mus musculus (house mouse) is the source of this 4701-nucleotide messenger RNA. It is a transcript of the gene Inka2, whose product is annotated as inka box actin regulator 2. The coding region runs from base 171 to 1073 and encodes 300 amino acids. The record is from RefSeq and is marked validated. Gene Ontology annotation, cellular component: nucleus; nucleolus; nucleoplasm. Gene Ontology annotation, molecular function: protein kinase binding; protein serine/threonine kinase inhibitor activity. The transcript is spliced from 2 exons. Lineage: Eukaryota; Metazoa; Chordata; Mammalia; Rodentia; Muridae.